Molecule: messenger RNA, 1658 nt
Organism: Solea senegalensis (Senegalese sole)
Lineage: Eukaryota; Metazoa; Chordata; Actinopteri; Pleuronectiformes; Soleidae
Gene: cdk15
Product: cyclin-dependent kinase 15
Exons: 12
Coding region: 193-1539 (448 amino acids)
Biological process (GO): protein phosphorylation
Cellular component (GO): cytosol; cytoplasm; nucleus
Molecular function (GO): ATP binding; cyclin binding; cyclin-dependent protein serine/threonine kinase activity
Source: RefSeq, a predicted model, not a curated record
UUGAGUUUUUAGAGUUGAUCACAGAUGUAGUUCCACACAGUCACCACUGGGGGCAAAACAGACUUGUUGUGUUGAAUGGAUGCUGUUGUUCUGGACUGAGACUGGAGUCAUGAGACCAGGUUAACUCGUCCUCACACAUGUGAGUCAUGAGACAGAGGGCGAGAGACAGAGACAGAGAGAGAGACAGGAAAGAUGGUGGACAGGGACAUGUCCUGGUGGGUGAGGAUGUGCUGCUGCUGCAGUGGUGAUGAAGAAGAAGAAGAAGCAGAAGGAGAGGAGAAAGGGGGGAGGGAUGAAGAGGAGGAGGAGGAACUCACCUUCAGGAAAAGUACGAGUUUCACUUCACUCCCGUCGUCUGAGCUGGAUUCAGACCUGUCCCCCUCUGCGUCGCGGUCUCACUGGUUCCACACUCUGCAGAUGCGACGGCUGCAUGGACGCAGAGAACGCAGUAACAGUGAACCGUUAGGACGGACGGACAGUGAGGGACACUUCACCUGGAAACCAGGUCUUCAGUUUGGAACAACUCAGUCUUAUCUGAGUCUGGAGAAACUGGGUGAAGGAGCGUACGCCUCCGUCUAUAAAGGCAUCAGCAGGAUAAACGGACAGCUGGUGGCGCUGAAGGUGAUUCGUAUGAAGACAGAAGAGGGCGUUCCCUUCACCGCCAUCAGAGAGGCGUCUCUGCUCAAAGGUCUGAAACAUGCUAACGUCGUCCUCCUGCACGACAUCGUCCACACCUCAGAGUCCCUGACCUUCGUGUUUGAAUAUGUGCUCACAGAUCUGGCUCAGUACAUGAACCAACACCCUGGAGGUUUACACUCACACAACAUUCGUAUCUUCAUGUUCCAGCUGCUGCGUGGCCUCAGUUUCAUCCACAGUCGCAGGAUCCUCCACAGAGACCUGAAGCCUCAGAACCUGCUCAUCAGUUACAUUGGAGAACUGAAACUGGCCGACUUUGGUCUGGCUCGGUCCAAGUCCAUCCCCAGUCAGACAUUCUCCUGUGAUGUGGUGACUCUGUGGUACCGCCCCCCUGACGUUCUGCUGGGAUCCACCCUCUACUCCACCGCUCUGGACAUGUGGGGAGCAGGGUGUAUCUUCAUUGAGAUGCUGCAGGGGGCGCCGGCGUUCCCAGGAGUCACUGACUUGUUUGAACAACUGCAGAUGAUCUGGACGGUGCUGGGCGUUCCCUCUGAACUCACCUGGCCUGGAGUCACUUCACUACCUAAUUAUACACCAGAGAAGUUUCGUGGCUCUGAGCCCAAACUCUUCAGGACUGUCUGGAAAAGGUUGAACCAGCUCCCCUCUAAGACCGAAGACCUGGUCCAGAGGAUGCUGAAGGUUGUUCCCACAGACCGGAUCAGUGCUCAGGAGUCUCUGCAGCAGCUUUACUUCAGCACGCUUCCUCCUCCCAUCAUGCACCUGGGAGACAUGGUGUCGAUCUUCAAGGUUCCUGGUGUUUGUCUGGAGACAGAGGUCAGAGAUGUUUUUAACCCGAGGAGAAGAGUCAAAGUGUCGCUGCUGCCUGUCGCUAAGUGCUGGUGAUGAAACCUGCGUGAGCCUGAGAAAACGAGCAGAGGGUUCUUCUUCUUUGAUAGAUUGUUAAUUUGUAAAGUAACUAAAUACAUGUGAUGCAGUAACAGAAGUAAAAUAACUUAAAAUUU